Esox lucius (northern pike) is the source of this 5601-nucleotide messenger RNA. RefSeq names its product sortilin 1b (gene sort1b). The transcript is spliced from 18 exons. Lineage: Eukaryota; Metazoa; Chordata; Actinopteri; Esociformes; Esocidae. The record is from RefSeq and is a predicted model, not a curated record. Gene Ontology annotation, molecular function: protein binding. Bases 377 to 2833 code for a protein of 818 amino acids. Gene Ontology annotation, biological process: endocytosis; vesicle organization; Golgi to endosome transport. Gene Ontology annotation, cellular component: membrane; Golgi apparatus.
AAUGUCUGUCCCACAGACACACUUGAGGGGUCCGUUAUUAUGGUAUUAUUUCUGGACAAGGAGUUGCAAGGUGGAGAAUUGGUCCUAACGCAUCUCGGCAAAUGUCUCUGAUUAGUUUUUAGACUGAUAUUUUUGACUUUCUUCCGCGCAGUGGCACGAAAAACCAAGCAUUCUGGAUCUACGGCGCACCGCCUUGUUCGAAGUGGGACCCGUGCAAAGCAUACAAAGCCCGCAGUACCACUUGCUGUCAGGACUACUGUUUUUGUUGAUGUCAUCCGCGGCGGUGUUCAAGCCGUAGCGACCGUCAAUUUAUAAACGGAAUUUAUCGGAUUACUACACUUUGCCACGAUUAUUUGGGUUUUGGGUUCACAGUGAAAUGGGAGUUUUAGCGCACUGUGUUUUACUUUUUCUAUUCCAGCAUUUUUCGUCUGGUUAUGAUUUUCACGAAGGACUAUAUAACAAUGGGCAGUAUACAUUUGUGAAAGAUCCCAGUUUGAAUAUCGAAAAGAGAUCUUCGGAUUUGCACGUACAUGCUGACUCCGAAUCAUCCGAACACAUUAGGAGUAGAAGAAGCACGGAUCAAGAAGACUGCAAAAGUCUCGAGGGAUUUGACACCAAGUUGAACAACAACACCCACACGUUUGUCUUCAAUGACCUGAGUGGAUCUGUGUCGCUGGCCUGGGUCGGAGAUGGCACUGGGAUCAUCCUGGUUUUGACAACAUUCCAGGUGCCGUUCUUCAUGUUGCGAUUCGGCCAGUCCAGACUCUACCGUAGUGAGAACUAUGGGAAGUCAUUCGUGGACGUCACAAGCCUAAUCAACAACACCUUCAUCAGGACUGAGUUUGGCAUUGCCAUAAGCCCUGACAACUCUGGGAAGGUGAUCCUGACCGGUGAUGUGUCUGGCAGCCUUGGCUCUCGUAUCUUCAUCUCCGGAGACUCUGGGAACAGCUUUGAGCACCAAGACCUUCCCUUUAACCCAAUGUUUCAGAUCACAUACAACCCCAGAGAUCCCAAUGUUCUCCUGGUCAUCAGCAAUGCCAACGAGUUGUGGUUGUCGGAUGACUUUGGAAAGAACUGGAGGAAGAUCCAUGAGAUGGUCUGCCUGUUCAAAUGGGGAAUGGACAGUAGCAUAUUCUUCACCACGAAUCUCAAUGGAUCCUGCAAUGAAAGGGGGAUGCUAGAUUUGAAGAAGACAACGGACUAUGGAAAGACCAUGAAGACUGUUGCCACGAAGAUCUUCUCCUUCGGCCUGGGCGGGAAGUUUCUGUUUGCCUCGGUCAUGACUGGAACUGGCUCUAUGAGGAUGAUCCAUGUGUCGACCAACCAGGGGGAGGACUGGAACAUGGCACAGCUGCCUCCGGUUGGCCACGAGGAGUUCUAUUCCAUCCUGGCAGCCAAUGACGACAUGGUGUUCAUGCACGUGGACGAACCCGGAGACACAGGCUUUGGCACUAUCUAUGUGUCGGACGACAGAGGCACCGUCUACUCCAAGUCUCUGGAGCGCCACCUCUACACCACCACUGGGGGCGACACCGACUUCACCAACGUCACAUCUCUACGAGGGGUGUUUGUGACCAGCAUCCUUGCCGAGGAUGACUCCGUACGCUCCGUGGUGACCUUUGACCAGGGAGGGGAGUGGGUACCCCUGCAGAAACCCGCCAACAGCCAGUGUGAGUCCACAGCCAGAGACCCAGACCGGUGCAGUCUUCACAUCCAUGCAGCCUACAGCAUGACCAUGAGGCUGAACGUCCCCAUGCUGCCCCUCAGUGAGCCCAACGCCGUGGGACUCAUCAUGGCUCACGGAAGCGUUGGUGAUGCCAUCUCUGUGCUGAAGCCUGAUGUGUUUGUGUCAGACGAUGGGGGUUACACCUGGCUCAAGGCCCUGAACGGACCUCAUCACUACGCCAUCCUGGACUCUGGUGGAUUACUGGUGGCUGUGGAGCACUCCACAGAGCCAAUCAAAACCAUCAAGUUUUCCACAGAUGAGGGCCAGUGCUGGAAAUCUCACGAUUUCACGAGCGACCCCAUCCACUUCACGGGGCUGGCUUCAGAGCCAGGGGCAAGGUCUAUGAACAUCAGUGUCUGGGGCUACAGAGACACUCUGCUAAGUCAGUACUGGGUCUCGGUCACCAUCGAUUUCAGAGAGCUGCUAACUAAAAACUGUGAGGACAGGGACUAUGUGCAAUGGCUGGCGCACUCUGAUGACCUCAGUGACCCGAACGACGGCUGCAUGCUGGGCUACAAGGAGAAGUUCCUCCGUUUGAGGAAGGCCUCGGUGUGCUGGAACGGACGGGACUAUGAGAUCAACAAAGAGCACACUCCCUGCCCCUGCACCCUGGAUGACUUCCUCUGUGACUUUGGGUACUACCGUAAAGAGAACAGCUCAGAGUGCGUGGAACAGCCGGACCUGAAAGGCCACGUUCUGGAGUUCUGUCUGCAGGGCAAGCAGGAACAGCUUCAGACCAGCGGCUAUAGGAGGAUCCCUGGGGAUAAGUGUGUGGGAGGAACCCAGCCUGAGAGGAAAGUGAUUGAUCUCAGCAGGAGGUGUGUCAGUGACCUGCUGACACAGGAAGUGCAGGCGGACGGACAUUUCUCCAGCUCCGCUCCGAUCGUAGUGGCGGUGAUCAUCGUCCUGCUGGUCAGUGUCGUUGCCGCCGUCCUCCUGAUCAAGAAAUACGUCUGUGGUGGCCGGUUCCUCGUGCACAGGUACUCUGUCCUUCAGCAACACGCUGAGGCCCAGGGGGACGUGGACGAGCCGCUCGAGAGCAACCACACUCGGGGCGGCAACAAGACCAGCUUUCACGAAGAUUCAGACGAGGACCUUCUGGAGUAACAGUUAAGAACUGGCAGCUUCCAGGACCAACUUGACUUCUACUGCUCAUAUGGAGGAAGUAGUCUCCUGUCCGUUCCGACCCUACUUGCAGCUAAUAUCGAGGAAGUGCUAGUAGUGUCCUGACUAUCCUUCACGACCAGGAGGUUCCUGUAGCUAUCAUACUGUCCGUGUGCGGAGGCUUACUACUCUACAUCCAAGAAUGAGUUUUUCCAAACUGUACUCUGAGGCUCACGGCUGCUCUGUCUCUCUGUCGCUUUCUGCCUCCCCCCAGCUCCUUCCUUCACCAUGACCCCUGGCCUCUGACCUAAGACCUUUCAGCUCUUAUCCGUGAGGUUUCCUGUGAAUGUACAGAGGCCUUGUUAUCUGAGCGAUGCCCCCGUUCCAACAGACGACUGUGAUGUUCUGGCUGAUAGACCCGUUUUGUGUUUGAAUUUCUUCCCCAAGCUCCAACUUCCGUUAGGAGCAACAUACAAACGGGAUGAUGAGUUGGUUCUUGUCUGGUGAUGAUUCUGGUGGGUAAUGUUGGAACAUUAUAACUGCUGUAUAGAUACUUGGGUAGACUAUUGGCUGGCUUCUCCCUCAUCUUUACAAGUCUUCUUCAAACAAGUAAAUAUGAAAACAUCUCAACCUUGCGGGUCACAUGCUUCUUCUGCUGCUUGGGACAGGGGCUCUUGGGAAUAUUAGGAAUACAGAUUUAUCGAAGACUUUCUCCAUUCUCCUUCCCUGCACUUGUACAGAAAAAGUUUUCAUUUCUUUCCUUUAUUGUGAUUUGGGAUGUGUUAAAUAGGUUUCUGUUGAUUGUGUGGAAAAAUGACUCUACAGGGCCACCAUAUUCUUAUUUUUGUGUGUAUGUGUGUGUGUAUUUCAAGAUGAAAGUGAAAAUAUUCACUUGGAUAGCAAUAAUAUUUUUUUCUGUAUCUGCGCGCUAAGCAUUCGUAGCAGGAAUUGACCUGAACCUGUGUAAACUUCAGGGGCUAAUCCUAACAUGAGAAAUGUGCACAUAACUGAACACGUCACCUCCUUAAAUCAGGCACGGAUGUCAAUGUGGCAUCUAGUUGCAUGAAGUAUCUGAAGUUUUUGUUUUAUGUUGGAACAACAUGACGUUUGUCCUGUGCAGUUACAUAAUAAUGAAAGCACAAUGUCUUUUUUCAGUGCAAGCCGUCUGAAGUUAGAAAAAUAUGGAGUUGAUGAAAUAGUUAUUGGUUUCAAACAUAUUUCUCAAUGCUAACCAUUGUAAUUUAGUUUAAUAUAGAAAUCAAUAUCCACUUUAGUGGUCAAAGUAGAUACGUGUUUGAAGACGGCCAACGGUAGGUCGUUAUAUAAUUACACCAUCCACAAAGACUUAAAUGCAGGUUCGAAUAACAACAAAUAUUUAAAUGUGGUGAAUGGAUCGAUCCAUGCCUGUUAGACGGCUGUAACUGUGUUUUAAGCUGAGAAAUAUUCUGUGGAUAUUCUAGCAGUGUUCCACUGGCGUUUUGAGUGUGUAGAAAAGUUAUUCCUGUACUGUAGGCAAUAUCUGAACAUGAGUAGACUCAACUGAAUAAAAUGUAUUGUGGUCACAUCUGAUGGGGUACUUCGGUCAUUACGAGUGGAGAAAUACAUGUUUAAUUUUUGCAUUUCUCAUUUCCUUUGCUGCGGUGGUUUUUUUGAAUAAUUAAUGGUGAAUUACAAGUUAAGGGAACAGCUUUGUAGGCGUUUCAAGUCUUCAAUAAUGAGACUUGUGACGCGAAUAGAUUCCCAUUUUGACUAGGCUACUUUAAACUACUGAUGAUAGGCUGAGCCUAUACGAUCCCCUACUCAAUCGUUUGCUAGUUUUGGCCGUUGGACACGUUGCACACACUCAUUCGUUCUUCGUGUCAUUAGGGUGUUUAACAAGUGGCUUCAUAUGUUUGUAUUUAUUUGUAACGAUCCGAUUGGCUCGGUUGCCGUAAUGUAACUUAAUGGUUGGAUGGGUGAUGUUAUACAAGUGCCUAGUAUGAGGGUAAAUGGGGCAGAACUAGGAGUGCGACGGACUUCCCCAUUCAAGUCCGUUCUAUUCAUUAUAUUUCUGUGGUAGGGUCUGUGCCUUCCUGAAGAGGGCUAGGGUUGGUGUUUAGAAUCGUUCCUAAGGUAUUCGAUAUAUCGGCGUUACUUCACCGGUUGCGCCCACAUCCGUUGGUUGAACUCGCAAUAGUGGGCCUAUGUUAUUAGGUAGUCCUUAGUCAAAUCGGUAGCACAUGUACAUGCUGUGUUCUCAAAAGAUACCAUAUACCACCCUAUUGUCCACUGGAAUUGUUCUCAGACUUCACUCCCAUCCAUAAAGCAACGUAACCAUUAAAACAAUUAUAUAACAAACAUAAAAACCACAUUAUAUUACCCACUCGUGCCGUAAGAUCCAAUCUGUUGCCCACUGUGAACAGAUGCAGUCUCUAAUGGUACCUAUAUUUAGUUUGUACACUUUAGACACGCUUGCCCAGAAUUGAAAUAAUUUUACCAGAUCUCAGUUGGUACGGAAGACUCCCGGCAACAAAAAGAGGCCGAUAUGCUGCUGAAAGACGCUUGUUCUGAAUUCUGAUCUUAAUUCCUAUUUAAUCAGGAAGGUUUCAUGUAGAGUUUAUAAAGGUUGAGACUUUCUUUAACAUUAUCACGUCAGUGUACUGGAAUGGUUCGUUGUGAUGGCUUUGUAAAUACACAAUUGUUAAAUGUUUGUGUCUGCUGUGUAACCCUUCUAUACAUUUGACAAGACUUUGCUUUGUGUUAUUGACCAAUAAAUUUACUUUUCCAUUUGC